Messenger RNA from Lactuca virosa, 2865 nucleotides. NCBI's taxonomy places the organism in Eukaryota, Viridiplantae, Streptophyta, Magnoliopsida, Asterales, Asteraceae. The record is from the annotation of a GenBank genome assembly.
AUGGCAGCUAGAAAUAUCACUUUCAUCAGCGACUUAGACAAUAUGAGGGAUGAUUACACACUAAAAGGUACAAAAAUCAGAGCCAGUGUCUACCGAAAAGAUUUCCAAAGGUUUGACUCCAAGCUGAAAGAAGAUGACGCUAUUUACAUCCGAUCCCCCACUAUAGCUCCAAACAAAUACACUUUUAAAAUAAGUGAUGUAACCUCCAAGUUAAACUUGCAUGGACAAACAACUGUUCAUGAGUGUCUUGGUUUUCAAUCCAAAACAAAAUAUGAGUUUUGUUUUGUAUCGUUUGAAACCAUUAUCUCUGCGACAACUACAUCUAAUAUCUCAAUUGAUGUUAUAGGUGAAGUUGUUUCGUUAGGCAAGCUGGAUUCCCGUGAUGUUAGCAAAUCGAAACAUAGGCUAACUUUACAAAUCAGAAACUUAGAAGGUUUGCAAGUUAACGUCACAUUGUUUGCAGAUUUCGCAUACCAAGUGAUUUCUUAUCUUGAAGCUCAUAAACAAGUUGGUCGUGUGGUUAUUAUUUUGCAGUUUGCAAGACUUAAUGUCUAUAACGGAAUUCCUUCUGUUAACAAUUAUUUUGAUCACACACGUAUGUUCAUAAAUGCUGAUCUUCCCGAAAUUGUGGCCUUCACAGAUAGCUUGGUUGGAUUACGAGGAAUUCAAAACCCUUCUUCUUCUUUGACUUUUGAUAGCUCUCAAUCAUACAAUGAAUAUGAAGACUUUUUGAAUAAUCACAAAGUUAAAAAUGUUGUCGAUUUGCUAGAACCACAAGAGGUCGGGAAAUUUAUCAUUGUUGGUACAAUUUACGGUAUACGACAAGAUAUUGAUUGGUAUUAUGAUGCGUGUUCAAACUGUGGAAAGAAAGUUGAUCGAAGAGAUGUUUUUAGCGGUCCAGAUAGUGGUGAUGCAAGUGUGGUUGUUGAAUGCUCUACUGAUAAGUAUAAAAUACCUAUUCGUGUCCAAGAUGAUUCUGGCACAAUCACACUAACUCUGUUUGAUAGAGAUGCUUAUAGACUUGUCAAACAACGUGCAAGUGAGCUCAUAGAGAAAAUCAAACAGGCAGGUAAUUCUGGAAAUCCUGAUGAUACAGAAAUCGCAUCUCACGAAGCAUCUCACGAAACGAAGUCGUUGAAGAUACUAACAAUUAACAUGGAUGUUUACAAGACUAAUAAGAAGAUAAAAUUAAAUAAUUUCUAUCUUGAUAAUACAAAACAUAUACCGAUGUACACUACAUCAGUCGAUCAAAUUCUAUCUUCUACAAAUGUUAGUAACCCGGGUGCUAACGGAGUUGUCCAUCGAAGUAAAAACGUAUCCGCAUCUACAUCAAGUGCCAAUGUUUCAAAAAAAUCAAUGUUACCAAAUCAUCCUUCACAUUUAAAUGUUAGAACUCCUUUAUCUAACAUUUCCAAUGUCAUGGAUAUUUCCAAUAACAGUUUUCAAUCACCGUCAACAAACAUCAGCUUCGAUUCAAACGAAACAUUCAAAGGAGUGGUCAAUCGAAACAAAAACGUAUGCACAUCUAUGUCAAAUGGGAAAAUGUCAAAACAACCAAUGUUACAAACACCUUCAUAUUUAAAUUUUAGAACUCCGUUAUCUAACAUUUCCAAUGUCAUGGAUAUCUCCAAUAACAGUUUUCAAACACCGUUACCAAACAUCGGAAUGGAUUCAAACGACAAAAUCAACGGAGUUGUUCGUCGAAAUAAAAACAUAACCUCAUCUGAAUCAACUGCAAACAUGUCAAAACAAUCAAUUUUACAAAAUCCUCCUUCACAUUUAAAUGUUAGAACUCCGUUAUCUAACAUUUCCAAUGCGAUGGAUAUUUCAAAAAACAGUUUUCAAUCACCGUUACCAAAUAUUCGACAAUACUCUGUAAUUUCAAAUGGUGACACAUCAAACAACUCAUCUACAGUAACAAAGAGAUCAUCUUCAGUCAUGUCUACCAAUCCUAAUCGUAAUAAAAACAAAAAAAGGGCAAAUUUAUCUCCUAUUCCAAUAAUUGGUUUGACAUCCGAUCAAGACAACAACGAUGGUCAAAGUAAUCAAAACAUAUACAACGGUAUAUCAAAAGAUUAUUUGGAUCAUGGUGAUCAGAAUGUUGUAUGCCAAACAUGUUUUGCAAAAUUAUGGAAAGAUGAAUCUAUCAAAUGUAGAAAAAAGGAUAAUGAAAAUUAUUCUCUAUGUUGUGGUUAUGGCAAAGUUGAACUUCCAGAGUUAAAGAAUGCACCUCCAAGUUAUGAAAUUCUUUUUAAAUCUGGAGAUUCUAAAAGCAAACAUUUCAUGAAGAACAUUCGUUCGUACAAUUCUAUGUUUUCUUUUACGUCGAUGGGUGGCAAAAUUGAUUCCUCAAUCAAUAGAGGCAAUGCUCCAUACAUUUUUAGACUUAGUGGUCAAAAUUAUCAUAGUAUCGGAAGCCUUUUACCAAAUCAGGGAUUUAAACCAAAAUUCUCUCAGUUGUACAUAUACGAUACUGAUAAUGAAAUCGCAAAUAGACGAACAUGCUUGGGUGGAGAAAAUCAACGAUCUACAUCAAAUUCUUCUGUCCUUGAUGAUGAUAUUAUACAAGAUUUGAAAUUGAUGUUAGAUUCAAAUAAUGUCUUGGUUCAAUCUUAUAGGAUGGUUAGAGAUUGUUUUAAUGAAAAUCCUUGUGCUGAUAUCAAGUUGAGAAUUAUUGGAAGAAGGGACCAAGAUGGAAGGACAUACAACCUACCGUCUGCUUCUGAGGUAGCAGCUUUGAUUGUUGGAGAUAUUGGUGAUUCAAUUGAUAAUAGAGAUAUUGUUGUUCAAACUUCAUCUGAGUUGACAUACCACAUCGAGGUAUUACAUCUUCAAGCAACAGCAAGCGGCCCAACUGUACAAUGA